UCCCUCCGCGGCGGAGUGGAGGGCGUCUUGGCGAGUGCCGGUCCGGAAAGAGAACGAGGAGGCGGCGGCGGCGGAGCAGGAGGGAUCCCGCGGGGGAGGCGGGCCCCGGCCCGGUCCAGCCAUGGAAGCCGAGGAGAGCGCUGUGGAGAGCAGCAGCGAUGCGGCCCCCCGUUUGGGGCCCCGGGAGGAGCCCUCGGAGAGCGGCCUGGGCAUGGAGGGCUCGGAGGCCGUGUCCGCCGACAGCAGCGAUGCAGCCUUGGCACCCGGCACCGCCUUGGAAGCUGACCAGUCCGGCAUGGGACAGAGUUGGGACCACAGGGGGGCCCCUCUGGCCGAAAUGCCCGAGAGCAGCUCCAGCGCGGACGCCUUUCCUAGGGCCUACUUGCCGGACUCCUCCUCCAUCGCCCGGCCCCGAGGGGCCUCGGCCGUGAGCCAGUCUGUCCCGGCCUCUCGCUCCCCGCAGGGCCUGGUCCACUCCAGCGCCCUCCCCGAAGGGACUCCCGUCGUCUCCAACUCGGCGGCCUCCACCUCCUCCGACCUGGGCUCCGCCAUCGACAAGAUCAUCGAGUCCACCAUCGGCCCGGACAUCAUUCAGCGGUGCAUUGCUGUGACGAGCGAGGAUGACGGCGGGGCACAAACCACCCAGUACCUGAUCCUGCGAGGGCCGGAUGACGGUGCCCCUGAGAUGUCGCAGGUGGCCAGCUCAGUCCUGGCGCAUAGCUUGGCGUCGGAGGCCCUGGCAGAGGGCCCCACCUCGACCUGCACGGAGCCCCCUGUGGCCCCGGAAGAGGAGGAGGAGGAGCAGGGGGAGAAGGAGCUUCUGUUGCCUCCGCCGGAGCCUUCUUUGCCUGGGGAGCCUGACCUGGAGAGCCUAGAGGAGCUGAUGGAGGUGGUGGUGGUGCAGCGCUUCCGGUGCAAGAUGUGCCGCUACAAGAGUGCCUCCAAGCAGACCCUCAUCCACCACAUGCGGGAGAGGCACUUCCAGCCAGCUCCAGCCCCUGGCCAGAAAAGGGGUCGCCCGCGUAAAGGGGUCCUUGCGCCAAAGGAGCCAGAUGGAGAAGAGGAGGAGGAGGAAGAGGAAGAAGAGGAGGAGGAGGAGGAGGAUGACAUUGUGGACGCAGGCGCCAUCGACGACCCCAAAGGCGACAGCGACUACAACCCGUCAGAAGACGAGCCCAAGGGGGGCCGCCUGCCCCGGCCCAGCUGCCGGCCCCUGCCCUCCUCCAGCCAGGAGCAGCGCCUGCGCCGCCGACCAGGGAGGCCCCGCAAACACCCGCGCCUGGAGGGGCCCCCUCCGCACCAGCAGCCACAGCCACAGCAACAGGAGGGUGGCAAAGUGGAACCGGUGGUCUCCUCCCAGUGUGGCCCCCAGGGAGGCCCCCAGGGUCCCGAGGCGGCCACCUCCUCCUCCUCCUCGGACCCAGUGCCUGUGGGGGACCCGGGCCUCGCGGAGCCCAUUGUGAGCCAGUCGGACUCGGAGAACAGAGAUCCGGCCUCCCAAGAGGAGGAAGAGGAGCCCGAAGCACUUCUACCCCGGAGGCGCGGGCGGCCCUCCCACCGCUUCCUGGGCAAGAAGUACCGCAAGUACCUGGGGAAAAGGUACGGCUACAAGUCGUCGAAGCCCCUUCUGCGGCCCUUCCUCUGCCGGAUCUGCGGCUCCCGCUUCCUGACGCAGGAGGACCUGCGCUUCCACGUGGGCUCCCACGAGGCCGGGGACCCCCAGCUCUUCCGGUGCCUCCAGUGCAGCUACCGCUCCCGCCGCUGGUCCUCCCUGAAGGAGCACAUGUUCAACCACGUGGGGAGCAAGCCCUACAAGUGCGAGGAGUGCGACUACAGCAGCGUCUACAGGAAGGAUGUCAUCCGCCACUCCGCUGUCCACAACCGAGACAAGAAGAAGAGAGCCGACCCGCCCCCCAAGCGCAGCUCCUUCCCCUGCCCCAUCUGCGACCGCGUCUAUUCGAUGCAGAAGCGGCUCACGCAGCACAUGAAGACGCACAGCAGCGAGAAGCCCCACAUGUGCGACAAGUGCGGGAAGUCCUUCAAGAAGCGCUACACCUUCAAGAUGCACCUGCUGACCCACCUCCAGGCCGUGGCAAACCACAGGUUCAAGUGCGAGUUCUGUGACUACGUCUGUGAGGACAGGAAGCUGCUCCUCAACCACCAGCUCCGCCACGUCAACGACCGGCCUUUCCGCUGCAGCCUCUGCCCUUACGCCACCGUCCGCGAGGACUUCCUGCUCUCCCACACCGCCGUCAAGCACACAGGAGGGAAGCCCUUUGCCUGCGAGUUCUGCCACUUCACCACGAGGCACAAGAAGAACCUGCGCCUGCACGUGGGGGGCCGCCACGCAGAGCGCUUUGAGGAGUGGGCCCAGCGCCACCCCCAGGAGCCCCCCUGCCGCCGGCGCCCCUUCUUCACCCUCCAGCAGAUCGAGGAGCUCAAGCAGCAGCAACAACAGCACAGUCCGGCCGGAGCUGCCCUCCCCACGGACCCCAGCACAACGGUGGAAGGAUGGCUGUUUUGUUUUUGGAAAUUUCUUUACAUGGCAUACAGUGACAAUGAUGAGGUUAUUCUAUUCUUUCCCCCUUCCCAAAAUCCACUCCACCCACCACUUGUUCUCCUGCAGGUCACCUACCAGGCCGUACAGGCCCCCCCUGACCCACCGCAGACCCCCGUCCUCUCCCAGGAGCCUCUGGAGGAGACCACCAUCAUCUAUGAGCCAGAUGUGGAGGGCUCUGCAGAGUUGGCCACACAGACAGCGCUGGACCUGCUGCUAAACAUGAGCAGCCGCCGGGAGAUGCCCGCCAGCACUUUGGAGGACCACCUCUGCCCUCGCUGCUUACCUCCUCCGAAGGCCAUUGGGUUUUCCAAGGAAGCGUCUCCGGAAGCCAACUCCCAGCAGCGCUGGGGAGUGGUUCCAGCCAUGGAAGCCGAGGAGAGCGCUGUGGAGAGCAGCAGUGACGCGGCCCCCCGUUUGGGGCCCCGGGAGGAGCCCUCGGAGAGCGGCCUGGGCAUGGAGGGCUCGGAGGCCGUGUCCGCCGACAGCAGCGAUGCAGCCUUGGAAGCUGACCAGUCCGGCAUGGGACAGAGUUGGGACCACAGGGGGGCCCCUCUGGCCGAGGGAGAGCCCCAAGGCGUGGUUCGGUGGCCGCUGGUGCAGCGCCUGGCCUGGGAGGCCCACCGGACCGUGGCUCUGGCUGCUGGGGAUCAGGACCCGGGCCCCGCCCAAGCGGAGGGGCCCCUGCUGCAGAGUGGAGCGGCCAAGCGGCCCCCGAGCAAAACCCGCACUGCCGGCCCCAAGAGGCUCCCGGGGAAAGGCGCCGGCGGGUCCUCCUCCUCGGCCAAGAUCUUCUCCUGCAAGACCUGUUCAGCGACCUUCACCGGCCGGGCCGAGAUGGAAAGCCACAAGAAGGCCCACGCGGGGCCCGGGACCUUCAAGUGCCCCGACUGCGGCUUCACCGCGGCCGCCUGGCAGGAAGUCCGGAGCCACAUGGUGCAACAUGCCAGCCUCCGGCCCCACAAGUGUCCGCACUGCACCUUCGCCUCCAAGAACAAGAAGGACCUGCGCCGGCACAUGCUGACCCACACCAAUGAGAAGCCCUUCGCCUGCCACCUCUGCAGACAGAGGUUCAACCGCAAUGGGCACCUGAAGUUCCACAUGCAGCGCCUGCACCGGGCAGAAGGGACGCCCUCGGCCGAUCCGCCCCCCGCCUCUGCCCCCCAGACCAUCAUCCUGAGCAGCGAGGAGGAGGCCUUGGCCACCCUACAGAGUGCCCUGCAGUCCGGCCAAGCCGUCCUGGCCCCCGACCGGCUCCAGCAAGCCCUGGGCCAGGAGCACAUCAUCAUGACGCAGGAGCCCAGCCCCAACGGACAGGAGGAGGCCACCUACAUCCAGGAGAUCAUGACAACGGCAGAUGGGCAGAUGGUGCAGCACCUGGUGACCGCGGAGAAUCAGGUCCAGUACAUCAUCACCCAGGACGGCGUCCAGCCCCUCCUCCCCCACGAGUACGUCGUCCUGCCGGAGGGGCACCACCUGCAGGUGCAGGAGGGGCAGAUCACCCACAUCCAGUACGAGCAAAGCGGGGCCUUUGUGCAGGAGCCCCAGAUCCAGUAUGUGCCGGUCUCGCCAGGGCAGCAGCAGCAGGUGGUCAGCCAGGCCCAGCUGGAGGCGGCCGCUCACUCGGCGGUGACAGCAGUGGCCGAUGCAGCCAUGGCCCACACCCCGUUCGGCACGGAUCCCACCGCGGACCAGAUCCACCAGCUGCAGCCGGGCGUCCACUACGACAUCAUCACUUUGGGGGAGUAGCAAGGUCACCCCUUUGCGGGAGCUGCACCAGAAGAGGACCUCGCGAUGGAUGGACGCGCCCGGCCUUCUUUGUGGCGUUUGCUCAGC
Molecule: messenger RNA, 4393 nt
Organism: Anolis sagrei ordinatus
Lineage: Eukaryota; Metazoa; Chordata; Lepidosauria; Squamata; Anolidae
Source: RefSeq, a predicted model, not a curated record